UCUCCCUCUUUCUAUGGCUUCAGCCUCCUUGGAGUUGAGAAAAACCGCCAAAAAAAGGAAGUAUUAAACUAAUUAAGUGGCUAUUUGCACAGUUAGUGGUACUGCAUGUGCUCAGGAAUCACAAACAGUUUAUAAAGCUAAAAUAGCCCCACCGUCCAUCCAUUAUACUUGUACUCUCUAAAUAUAUAUCACUCUCUUCUCAUUCUCUGUUUACCUCUCUUUUUCUAUCUCCUUCUCUAUUUUGAUAUCCCAUUCUCCAUUGAUUGACAUGGGUGAAGAAGCUAAACAGGAACAAGCUAAGGCAGAGGAGAAGAAAGAGGAGACAGCAGAGGAGAAGAAGGAAGAGAAGGCAGAGGAGAAGAAGGAAGAGCCAAAGCCACCUUCUCCAUUUGUCUUGUACGUGGACUUGCAUUGUGUUGGAUGUGCCAAGAAGAUCGAGAAGUCCAUCAUGAAAAUUAGAGGAGUGGAGGGGAUUGUGAUAGACAUGAAUAAAAACGAAGUGACUAUAAAGGGAAUAGUGGAGCCUCAAGCUGUGUGCACGAAAAUAAUGACAAGGACAAAAAGAAGUGCAAAAGUCCUAUCCCCAUUACCAGCAUCUGAGGGUGAACCCAUGCCAGAAGUUGUUGCUUCACAGGUUAGUGGACCAAUAACAGUGGAACUCAAUGUAAACAUGCACUGUGAGGCCUGUGCUGAGCAACUUAAGAGGAAGAUCCUCAAAAUGAGAGGAGUUCAAACAGCCGUGACCGAGCUCAGUACUGGGAAGGUAAUGGUCACUGGGACCAUGGACGGAGACAAGCUUGUAGAUUAUGUUUAUAGACGCACAAAAAAGCAAGCUCGGAUUGUACCGCAGCCAGAGCCUGAACCGGAGAAGAAAGAAGAAAAUAAGGAAGCUGAGAAGCCCGCAGAAGAAGCAAAACCCGAAGAAAAGAAAGAAGGCGAAAAACCACCAGAAGAAGGUAAAAAAGAAGAAGGUGACAAGGGUGGCAACAAUGGCGAAAGCAUUGAGAAUAAAGAAGAUCACAAGGGUGGUGAUCAGGAAAGCAAGGACGGUGGAGAUGAUCAUGAGGAAGGUAUGAAGAGGAUGAUGCACUACUACCAGCCUUUCUAUGUCAUUGAACGAAUACCACCUCCUCAGCUCUUCAGUGAUGAGAACCCCAAUGCAUGCUGCAUUUCAUAAUAAAUAUGAACCAAAAUUAUUAUAAUAUCAAAAAUGUUAUUAUUAUAAUACACUCGUGAUGAGAAUUUUAGAAAGUUUGGUGCAUGGGAGGUACGUGUCAAAUGGAAAAUUAGAUGCAAAUUGAUUAAUAAUAUAAAUCAUUCUGUAUCGAUAAUAUAUGCAUAUUAUAUGAUCAAUAUUCAACCAUAUAAUUAUAAGAA
Molecule: messenger RNA, 1377 nt
Organism: Alnus glutinosa
Lineage: Eukaryota; Viridiplantae; Streptophyta; Magnoliopsida; Fagales; Betulaceae
Product: heavy metal-associated isoprenylated plant protein 9
Exons: 5
Coding region: 269-1177 (302 amino acids)
Molecular function (GO): metal ion binding
Source: RefSeq, a predicted model, not a curated record